Molecule: messenger RNA, 1602 nt
Organism: Propithecus coquereli (Coquerel's sifaka)
Lineage: Eukaryota; Metazoa; Chordata; Mammalia; Primates; Indriidae
Gene: TFCP2L1
Product: transcription factor CP2-like 1
Exons: 15
Coding region: 29-1468 (479 amino acids)
Biological process (GO): regulation of transcription by RNA polymerase II
Cellular component (GO): nucleus
Molecular function (GO): RNA polymerase II cis-regulatory region sequence-specific DNA binding; DNA-binding transcription activator activity, RNA polymerase II-specific
Source: RefSeq, a predicted model, not a curated record
CGCUCGCAGCCGGCCCGGAGCUCCAGCCAUGCUGUUCUGGCACACGCAGCCCGAGCACUACAACCAGCACAGCUCGGGCAGCUACCUGCGUGAUGUGCUCGCUCUGCCCAUCUUCAAGCAGGAGGAGCCCCAGCUAUCCCCCGAGAACGAGGCCCGCCUGCCACCCCUGCAGUACGUGUUGUGUGCCGCCACGUCCCCCGCCGUGAAGCUGCACGAAGAGACUCUGACCUACCUCAACCAAGGUCAGUCUUAUGAAAUCCGACUGCUGGAGAAUCGGAAGCUGGGAGACUUUCAAGAUCUGAACACAAAGUAUGUCAAGAGCAUCAUCCGCGUGGUUUUCCAUGACCGCCGGCUGCAGUACACCGAGCACCAGCAGCUGGAGGGCUGGCGGUGGAGCCGGCCCGGAGACCGGAUUCUGGACAUUGAUAUUCCACUGUCUGUUGGUAUCUUGGACCCCAGGGCCAGCCCGACCCAGCUUAACGCAGUCGAAUUUUUGUGGGACCCUGCCAAGAGAGCGUCUGCGUUCAUUCAGGUGCACUGUAUCAGCACAGAAUUCACCCCCAGGAAGCACGGGGGCGAGAAGGGCGUGCCUUUUCGAGUGCAGAUCGACACGUUUAAGCAGAACGAGAACGGAGAGUACACGGAGCACUUGCACUCGGCCAGCUGCCAGAUCAAGGUGUUCAAGCCAAAGGGAGCUGACCGGAAACAGAAGACCGACCGGGAGAAGAUGGAGAAAAGAACAGCCCAGGAAAAGGAGAAAUACCAGCCGUCCUACGAAACCACCAUCCUCACAGAGUGCUCUCCGUGGCCUGAUGUGGCCUACCAGGUGAACAGCGCCCCGUCCCCCAGCUAUAAUGGCUCUCCGAACAGCUUCAGCCUCGGCGAAGGCAACAAUUCCCCGACCCACCCGGCGGAGGCCCUGCCCGUGGGCAGUGACCACCUGCUCCCGUCCGCCUCCAUCCAGGACGCCCAGCAGUGGCUCCACCGCAACAGGUUCUCGCAGUUCUGCCGCCUCUUUGCCAGCUUCUCGGGUGCUGACUUGCUGAAGAUGUCCCGAGAUGAUCUGGUGCAGAUCUGUGGUCCUGCAGACGGGAUCCGGCUCUUCAAUGCCAUCAAAGGCAGGAAUGUGAGGCCGAAGAUGACCAUUUAUGUCUGUCAGGAGCUGGAGCAGAACCGAGUGGCCCUGCAGCAGAAGCGGGAGGGCAGCGGGGACAGCAGCCUGUGUGUGUACCACGCCAUCUUCCUGGAAGAGCUGACCACCUUGGAGUUGAUUGAGAAGAUCGCCAACCUGUACAGCAUCUCCCCCCAGCACAUCCACCGAGUGUACCGGCAGGGCCCCACGGGCAUCCACGUGGUGGUGAGCAACGAGAUGGUGCAGAAUUUCCAAGAUGAAUCUUGUUUUGUCCUCAGCACAUUAAAAGCCGAGAGCAACGACGGCUACCACAUCAUCCUGAAAUGUGGACUCUGAGCAGAAGUAGGACAUGCACCUGCCUCCAACUCCCAGCCCCACGGACCCCCCUUGGAUGUAGAAAUUGCCCCACUGUCCGCUGCGGCCUCACCAGGCCAGCUGAGGCUAGGAGGGACCCUGCCCAGUCUGUGACG